AUGGUAUCACCCCAACAGCAACAAGAGGACCAGACGUCCUUCACCAACUGCCUGACCAAAGACGUUCCUGACUGGACCGGAGGACACGUUCAGACCUCAAAGCAGCAACAAGAGGACCAGACGUCCUUCACCAAGUGCCUGACCAAAGACGUUCCUGACUGGACCGGAGGACACGUUCAGACCUCAAAGUAUGAAGAUAUAGACAGGGAAAAUAAUCAGGCGACCCCUGAAUCUAACACAAACACCACAGCUGCAGUGGUGCACGUGACCUGUGAUCAUGUUAAGACAGGAAACGACCAGUCUCAGGCCAUCACUGAACCCACCAAAAACACUGCAGCUACAGUUAUGACUAGUGGGUACGAUCAGACAGGGCAAGGCCAGUCUCAGGCCAUCACUGAACCCACCAAAAACACUGCAGCUACAGUUAUGACUAGUGGGUACGAUCAGGCAGGACAGGGCCAGUCUCAGCAAAGCACUGAUCAUGGCGAAUCGUUGGAUACUAGAAAUCCAAUAUACACCACAGAGCCAGCUGCCUCAGAGGGCAAUCAUGUGUACAACUGUGAAAAUGAUCAGGCAGGGAAGGAUCAGACUCAGGCUAACGCUGAUGAAUCUGAUGGCACAGCCGUAAUAUACGCCACAGAGCCAGCUGCCUCAGAGGGCAAUCCUGUGUACAACUGUGAGAAUAAUCAGGCAGGGAAGGAUCAGACUCAGGCUAACGCUGAUGAAAUGGAUGGAAAACACGAGAACAUGUGGAGAAAGCUGAAUUACGUGUUGGUUUUCCUUCUCAUCAUCCUGAAGGAACCCAACAUGGCAGAGGCCGGCUGUAGGAGUAGGUGUGAGGAAUCAUCCUCAUCCUGUCAUUGCUACAAAAUGGACCUCACCAACAUCCCCCAGGAUCUGCCAACAUCCAUAUCUCGCUUGAAUUUGUAUUCUAAUAAGAUUACAACUCUCAAUGGGUCAGAGCUCGCAAGGUAUGGAGACCUGACACAGUUGGAAAUAAACGCCAACCAAAUAAACGUCAUUCAGACUAGUGCACUUUCAAAUGUACCAAAGCUUACCAAAUUAUCCAUAAGCUCCAACCAAAUUAGGAACAUUCAGCCUGGUGCUUUUUCGAAUGUACCAAAGCUCACAGAGUUGUACCUAAAAUCCAAUCUAAUAAUUAUCUUGCAUCCUGGUGUAUUUUCAAAUGUACCCAAUCUCACGACAUUGUUCCUAGGCCGCAACUUAAUACGAGACAUUCAACGUGGUACAUUAUCAAAUCUACUUAAGCUCACACAUUUGAGCCUAAAAUCCAACCGAUUAAGCGACAUUCAGGCUGAUAUAUUGUUCAAUCUACCAAAGCUCGAGUGGUUGGACCUACGUCAUAAUCAGAUAACUGAUAUUCAGUCUGGUACAUUCUCAAACCUGCCAAAGCUCAAACAGCUGCUCCUACAGUCAAACAGUAUAUCUGUCCUUCCCCUGUCCGCUUAUUGCAUGCUGGCAUCUAUUCCUUGCAUAGAGAUUGCCAAAAAAGCCUGGCAGUGUGACUGUAGGAUGGCUUCCUCCAGAAAAAAGAUGAAUGGGUCUCUUCCUUUUGAAAACCAUUUUAUAUGUUCCAAGCCUGACUUUCUCUUUGGCCAAAGGUUUAAAGAUAUCAACCCUAAAGAUCUGAACUGUGUAAAGUCAACCGUAUCAAUUGUGUCUGGCCAAUUAGAAAGUAUAAACAACUCCUACAAAGAUACAACUUACCAAGCUUCUCACUAUCAGUGGUGCUUCAAACAAAAUGCUGGCUCAGCAGCACACUCUGUUGGCAACGCUUUCACCCCACUGCCUGUCGAUCCAAGUAAUCCAGAAACAGAAAUGAACAAUUCCCAUGAAUCUGUUCCCAUUCUCCCCCUACCUGUUCUCAUUGUCUCUGUCUGUGGUCCAAUAGCUGUUAUCGCCCUGAUAGGUGCCGUCAUUCUCACAAUCUGGUAUAAGAGGAGGACCAAGAAUCCCCCGUCAGGCCAAAACACCACGUGCUCAGCUACGAACACCACCACGUGCUCAGCUACUGUAGUGACCAAUGACCAUGAUCCCCAGUAUAAAGAUAUAGACAGGGAAAAUAAUCAGGCGACCCCUGAAUCUAACACAAACACCACAGCUGCAGUGCAAGGGAUGUCCUCUUAG
Branchiostoma floridae (Florida lancelet) is the source of this 2148-nucleotide messenger RNA. RefSeq lists its product as uncharacterized. The record is from RefSeq and is a predicted model, not a curated record. Bases 1 to 2148 code for a protein of 715 amino acids. The transcript has 6 exons. Gene Ontology annotation, molecular function: protein binding. NCBI's taxonomy places the organism in Eukaryota, Metazoa, Chordata, Leptocardii, Amphioxiformes, Branchiostomatidae.